Truncatella angustata is the source of this 2395-nucleotide messenger RNA. RefSeq lists its product as uncharacterized. Lineage: Eukaryota; Fungi; Ascomycota; Sordariomycetes; Amphisphaeriales; Sporocadaceae. The record is from RefSeq and is a predicted model, not a curated record. The transcript has 6 exons. Bases 159 to 2132 code for a protein of 657 amino acids.
UCGAUCACAAUAUCGCCCAAUGUGAGCGUUGAGAAGGAUCAUGCCGUUUGCUGUUUAAAUGCUGACCACAGUAAUUUAGGUCUGUUAACUCUGUUGAAUCGAACUCCCUCCGUCCUUCCUCUGCUGCCGGUCGAUCGUCCUCGAUAAAUAAUCAUUUAAUGAGUCCGAGUGAUAUCGUAGGACCAUCGCCAGUGACAUCAGUAGGGACGGAGGUGACUGAAAUAGAGGAUGAGGCUUCGGAUGACUUCCGCAUCGACUUUGCGAGCCCGACCUCUUCAGCCUCACCUCAGUUACUCAUGCUGAAGACAAACUUACCUGACCAAGUGCGUCAACCUUCUAGUGAAGAAGCAGUAUCUGUGAUACACGCACCUGAGAGCUUCCAGAGUUGGGCUUCUUCAGAUUCGACAAUUGAACCCAGAGAGGAGAGCGGCAAGAGGACGUCCCCAAAAAGUUCACCAAAAUUCAACGAUAUCAAGAUUCCCUUGGCUGCUGCACAUGCCUCAAAGGGGAGAUCUCCAGGGCUGCCUACUCCACCGCCCAUAUCCACGGACGUGAAGCCAAUCCGAUACAGUCUUGACAGCGCCACUCCACGUGCCCAAAACCUUCAAGAGGUCCAAAGCCUGUUAAGCGAGUCUGCAAGGCUACGCUCGAGCAGUGCCAGUAGCCUCGAAUUGAUACCUGAAAGCAGAGAGCCCGAGACAGACGCUGAGGCAGAUCCGGAAGCUGAUGACGAGGAAGAAUUCGUCACACCAUCUGGGGGUGAGGAUAUGGAAAUCAGGUCCCUCAAGACAGCUCUAGCCGAGUGCUGGACAUUGUGCAACACACUUGCUACCUUGAGCACUCAUCACCGCGAAAGAGUGUUCAACACAUCUGGAACUCCUGACGCCCAUGAGAAAGCUUGGAAGGCGUGCUGGAAAUUAUGCCAGCGACUCUACGACAACCGAGACGAGGACGAUCAAUGUUUUGGCAUGAAGAUGAAUUUAGAUCUGUGCCGAGACUUUUGCCAGUCCCUCUUCGAUGUGAGGACCAAGAAAGACGAGACGGCAGACUCAGUAUUGCGAGUCAGCUUCGAGCUCAAUAAUCAUUUGUAUAGCGCCCAAGACAACAGGAAUCUGCCAGAAGCGUUCCGGGAGCGUACCCUAGAUUUCUACAUCACUCUUUGCCACAGGCUCAUGAAGCAGAGAAAUGAACUAGCAGAAGAAACGGACUCGCUUCUCCGGGCUUGUUGGUCCCUUGCAGAAAUGUUGUUCAGUUUGAGGCAAAACAGGCGAGACAAUAAAUCGCCUGAUGAAGAGCUGCUGGGCUCGGCUGUACAAGCAUGUUGGGAGUUGUGCGACAUUUUUAGAGAAGGGUGGACUCAGAUCCGUCCUGACAGGGGCACACCGAGACCAAGUCAGACUAAUUUCUUUACGCACCAACGAGAGCGGGAUUAUGGAGAUCAGGAUGGUCGCGCAAGUCGGGCUUCAAACCGCUCAAAGCGUGAAAGCCUCAAGAGUGCGCCGCAAGAGAAAAAGACCAAGCCGCCACCUGUGCCGGAGACUCCAGUAACAGAAUUCGAGGACAUUGGUCAAGAUACUCCAAUAUCACCUGACAGCCAAUCGCCACAAGUACCGAACAUAUUGGUUCUAGGAACCGAAAGCAACAGAGGAGGACGAUGGUCAAGCAAUGCGUCGAACCUUUCCGGCUACUCGCAGAGUAGUCAACGCACGUCCAGCACAGCGACGACGGCCACAUCGUCAGAGGAGAUUAAUAUCUCGCGGCUCAAGACCUUGCUGCUCAAAGCCGCCAUGAACGUCGGAUUUUCGAGAGAUGAUGUCAGCGGUCAUGGUGGCGCUGCUUCGCUGCAAGCAUUUGUGAAGUCAUUGCCCGCUGGCUCAUUUGGUUCGUUAUCUACGCAUGCCACGUUGCUACAGAACUACAAGACCCUUGUCCUGUCGGAUUCAUCAUUCAGACACUCGUCUUCGCUACCCAGCCGGGGAAAGCGUAUCUCGGCCAACGACCUGGCCCGGAGCGUAGUCUGGAUGACACAUCGCUCAAGCCACUAUGCAUUUUUGCGUGAUUUGUUCAAACUUGUAUUUGGCUUCCACUUGGAAGAGGCCGAGUCGAGGAAGAACGUUAGCAUUGCCGUCUGAAACGUUAUUGAGGUUGAAAGCAGAAAUACUUGUGGGGGACGAACUGUUUCCGGAUACUGUCGCUGUCCUUUUCUCCCACGAUUUAGAGUUACUUUUUCUUUGUUUAUAGCCUCUGCUCAAGAUACCCUUUGGUGGAUGGAUAGUCGGCGCUACUGGAGAACAUGGGGGAAGGUAUUCUGAAGAUUUUGAACGAAGGAUUGCUUAAUCAAAGUCGGAAUCCACUCCUAUAAAUAAGGAUAGAACAAUCACAUCAAAUAAGACGA